AUGUCUACCGCUGCGGUUACCGUCAUCAAGCCCAAUGGGCCCAUUCCAGGAGCGCAGGCUUCCGAGUCUGCCAACGAGCUUCCCCGUCCCUACAAGUGCCCUCUCUGCGACAAGGCCUUCCACCGCCUGGAGCACCAGACUCGACACAUCCGCACCCACACAGGCGAGAAGCCGCAUGCCUGCCAGUUCCCGGGCUGCAGCAAGAAGUUCUCUCGCUCUGACGAGCUGACCAGGCACUCGAGGAUACACAGCAACCCCAACUCCAGGCGAGGCAACAAGGGCCAGCAGCAGCACCAGCAGCACCUCCACCAGGGCAUGCCGCACCCUCUGCACGUCGACGGCAUGAUGGCUCCUCCUCCUGCGCCCAAGGCCAUUCGCUCAGCGCCCGCCUCAGCCCUGGUCUCGCCCAACGUCUCGCCUCCUCACUCCUACUCUUCUUUCGCCGUGCCUACAGUUUCCAUGCCUCACUAUGGCCGUGGCACCGACAUCUCAAUGCUCGCAAACGCCGCCCAUCAGAUUGAGCGCGAGACUCUAUCUGGCGGCCCCUCCAACCACAACUCAAGGCACCACCCUUACUUCAGCUCUGGUAUGCAGGGCCCUCGGGGCCACGGCCCUUCGCUCUCCUCGUACCACAUGGCCAGAUCUCACUUCAACGAUGAUGACGAUCACUACCACGGAAGCAUGAGGCACGCCAAGAGGUCGAGACCCAACUCGCCUAACUCUACCGCUCCCUCUUCCCCCACCUUCUCGCACGACUCUCUGUCGCCCACUCCGGACCACACUCCCAUCGCAACUCCCGCUCACUCACCUCGACUCCGCCCCUUCUCCGGAUAUGAGCUGCCCAGCUUGAGAAACUUGUCUCUGCAGCACAACACCACUCCGGCGCUGGCCCCCAUGGAGCCCACUCUUGAUGCCCCUCAGUUCCCUCCUCAGGCGCAGGGCCUGACCUCUCGCGGCUCUGGCAUUUCAUUAACCGACAUCAUCAGUCGUCCCGAUGGAAGCCAGAGGAAACUGCCUGUUCCCCAGGUACCAAAGGUUGCGGUGCAAGACCUCCUCUCUGACGGGAUGUUCCCCAAUAGCGGCAGGAGUUCAACUACAGGCAGCCUUGCCGGCGGUGAUCUUAUGGAUCGGAUGUAG
This is a messenger RNA of Trichoderma gamsii, 1137 nucleotides long. RefSeq names its product DNA-binding protein creA. The transcript has a single exon. Gene Ontology annotation, cellular component: nucleus; cytoplasm. Gene Ontology annotation, molecular function: RNA polymerase II cis-regulatory region sequence-specific DNA binding. The coding region runs from base 1 to 1137 and encodes 378 amino acids. NCBI's taxonomy places the organism in Eukaryota, Fungi, Ascomycota, Sordariomycetes, Hypocreales, Hypocreaceae. The record is from RefSeq and is a predicted model, not a curated record.